This is a messenger RNA of Rotaria sordida, 897 nucleotides long. The record is from the annotation of a GenBank genome assembly. Lineage: Eukaryota; Metazoa; Rotifera; Eurotatoria; Philodinida; Philodinidae.
AUGGGUUGUGGUGCAAGUACAAAACGAAAUCAACAAGCUUCUCCACAAAAAUCGCCAACGUUGUCGGCUAAAUCAACGUCAGAAAGUCGAAAGCGAUCGGUAUCAGAGCGUCUACCACGAUCGAUUAAUGCUUCGCCCCGUUCAAGCUCAAAUCAGAAUCGACAACCUUCGACGCAUAAACGAUCGGAGCAUGAUCAAGAAUCAUUCGAACAUAGGCGCCUAUCGAACCAAACAAACAAUUCAGAUGAACUUGAACGACAUGAAAAUCCUACUCCAAAUGAUGAACUGAAUAAUAAUACUAUUGGAAAUAGGGAUCAUCACUCAUCGUCAUCAUCAUCAUCAUCACCUACGGACAAUCCGAUUAAUGGAACAAAAUUACAUUCAAGAACACAGUCUUUACAUACGGAUUCUCCACAGGCAAAUGAUAUACAUCGAAAGGAUUCGCGUUCUGUAUCUAAAUUAAGUAGAAAUUUAGAUGGAAAAAUUUCUGUCACAUCACUUCAACACACUGGUAUCUGUCAGUAUUGUCCACAUUGUCAAAAAGUGAAAAAUGGAAAAAUACCGCCGAUUCCAGAGCUAACAUGGAUUACAAAAAAUCCAGGUGUUGGUGAAUUUGUAAUUAAAAUGGAUAACUAUGAUACUGACGCUAUUAGAAAAAAACUUAUUUCGGAAUAUGGUCAUCUUCCUGGUUGUUAUGAUUAUCAACCUUAUCUAACAAUUGAACCAACUAAUGAUAACGAUGAUGGAAAAGAAAAUGAUUAUUAUACACAACCAUUUGUUGCUCGUAAAAACUCGAUUAUUUCACCUUUGCAUACUCCAUUUCCACAAUAUGAUAUUCUGCAACGUCAAGAACAACGUUUAAACAAACCCCAUGAACCGACAUUGUUCGUUGAUUAA